Nasonia vitripennis (jewel wasp) is the source of this 3602-nucleotide messenger RNA. It is a transcript of the gene eIF3a, whose product is annotated as eukaryotic translation initiation factor 3 subunit A. Gene Ontology annotation, cellular component: eukaryotic translation initiation factor 3 complex, eIF3m; multi-eIF complex; eukaryotic translation initiation factor 3 complex, eIF3e. Gene Ontology annotation, molecular function: translation initiation factor activity; mRNA binding. NCBI's taxonomy places the organism in Eukaryota, Metazoa, Arthropoda, Insecta, Hymenoptera, Pteromalidae. Bases 248 to 3499 code for a protein of 1083 amino acids. Gene Ontology annotation, biological process: formation of cytoplasmic translation initiation complex; translation reinitiation. The transcript has 7 exons. The record is from RefSeq and is a predicted model, not a curated record.
CUGGCAUUUCAGGUUUGAGGUUACACGCGACUCGCUGCAUCGACGGCGUCCGGGUCGACUCUAGACGACCGCGUGCUUCGUGGGAACGAAUCUUUUUGAGGACGUAGCCUAGAGCUUGUACCUCGUGGAACAACAAUAUCCGCUUCAAGGGCGGGCUCCCUUCUUUUACUACGUGCCGGAACGACAUACCGACCCGGGGUUUGGCAGGCAUCUUGUGUAUACGUCCGAGUCAAUUUAAGUGAGCGAAAUGGCUAGAUACGGCCAGAGACCGGAAAAUGCUCUAAAAAGAGCUAAUGAGUUCAUUGAGGUUGGCAAGCCAGCCAGAGCAUUGGAUACACUGCAAGAAGUUUUUAGAAACAAAAAAUGGACUUACAGCUGGUCAGAGUCAGUUUUAGAACCUAUAAUGUUCAAAUACUUAGAAUUAUGUGUAGAAUUGAAGAAAUCUCACAUUGCGAAAGAAGGCCUCUUCCAGUAUCGAAAUAUGUUCCAAUCUGUCAAUGUAGGCAGCUUAGAAAAUGUCAUAAGAGGAUAUUUGCGAAUGGCAGAAGAGAAAACAGAUGCAGCCAGAAAGCAAAGUCAGCAAGCAGUGGUUGACAUAGAUGACCUUGACAAUCUUGCUACUCCUGAAAGCAUCUUGCUAUCAGCUGUCAGUGGAGAAGAUGCUCAAGAUCGUAGCGACAGGACAAUUUUGACCCCGUGGGUCAAGUUUUUAUGGGAGUCUUACUGUCAGUGCUUGGAGUUGCUUAGAACCAAUGCUCAUGUUGAAACAUUAUACCAUGAUAUAGCACGCAUGGCUUUCCAAUUUUGUUUGGAAUACAACAGGAAAACUGAAUUCCGCAAGUUAUGUGAGAAGUUGCGUAAACAUUUGGAAGACAUCAGCAAACUUCCACAGAUGGUGUCAAAUGUUUCUCUUAACAAGCUCGAAACACAGCAGUUGAAUUUGGAGACCCGUUUGAUUCAGUUGGACUCGGCUAUACAGAUGGAAUUGUGGCAAGAGGCUUACAAAGCUAUUGAGGAUAUCCAUGGAUUGAUGAAUCUAUCAAAGAAAAUGCCAGUACCAAAAACCAUGGCCAACUACUAUCAAAAGUUAGCUAUGGUUUUCUGGAAGGCUGGAAACUACUUGUUCCAUACAGCUGCCCUGUUCAAAUUGUUCCAACUUUCUCGCGAUAUGAAGAAGAACAUGUCCUCUGAGGAACUGCAGCGCAUGGCAAACAGAGUAUUGCUGGCUACAUUGUCGAUUCCGCUUCCAUCUGCACAUCCGGAAUUCGAUCGCUUUAUUGAGACUGACAAGAGUCCCCAAGAAAAAGCACAAAAACUUGCUAUUCUGUUAGGAUUGUCACAACCUCCAUCUAGAGCGUCGUUACUCAAAGACAUUAUACGUCUUAACGUCGUUACGCUAGCAUCGCCGCAACUUCAAGAUUUGUACAACUGGUUAGAAGUAGAUUUCCAUCCCCUUGAACUUUGUGACAGAGUAGAUUCCGUUGUCAAGAACCUGCAGCAGGAUGAAACAAGUCCACUGGCCCAAUAUAUUCCUGCUCUGCAAGAUGUAACUCUUGUUCGUUUAGUCCACCAGAUAUCACAAGUAUACCAAACUAUUCAAUUCGUGAGGCUGAUCGAACUCGCUAAGUUCACCACGGAAUUCCACCUCGAGCGUCUCUUGGUCGACUGUGUCAGAUACAACGACAUGCAGAUUAGAAUCGAUCACGGCAAGAAGUCCAUUCACUUCGGAGUCGACCUGUCCGAGGCCCAGAGAGAAGACCGCCCAGACGGACCCGUCCUUCAAGCCAUGCCAUCGGAGCAGAUCCGUUGCCAGCUGGUGAACAUGGCAACGGUCCUGCAUCGCGCCAUUAACAUCAUCAACCCCAACAAGAAGAAGCAGGAACGCGAGAAGGCUAGAUCUGCUAUGGUAGCCCACUACCACGAUACCAAGAUCAAGGAGCACCUGCGCAUCCUGGGCAGACAAAAGAUGAUCGAGGAGCGCAAAGAGUACAUCGAGCAGAUGAACUCCAUGCGCGAGGAAGAGGAGCAGCGUCGCCAGGAGGAGCUGCUGAGACAGCAGAUGAUAGCCGAGCAAAGGCGCUUGGAGCAGGAAAGAGAAGAGCGCGAGCGCAAGCGCCAGCAGUCCGAGAUCCAGCAAAUCAAGGACAGAAAUCUGAAGGAAAAGAUGCAGCAGAUCUCGCAGACCAGUCACGGUCAGAAGGUGCUGAAAAAACUGGACGAGGACGAGAUAAAGAAGCUCGACGCAGAGCAGAUUGCGGCUCGCGAGGCGGAGGAACUGCAAAAGGAACGAAGGGAGAUGCAGCAGAAGCUGAAGACACAGGAGAAGAAGGUCGACUAUCUGGAGCGAGCCAAGCGUCUGGAGGAAAUCCCUCUGCUCCAGAAGGCCAUGGAGAUAAAGAUGAAGCAGGCAAAACAACAGUGGGAGCAGCAGGAGGAUGAGAGAAUCCAGGCCGCGAUAGAGGAGCGCAACCAAGCCGUGGCGACACGCGAACGUCUGCAGAGAAUGAAGCCGGAAGCCGACAGCUUCCUGCAGAAGAUCCAGUCCGAGCGCACAAGAAUAUUUUUGGAGGAGUACGAUAAAUACGCUGCAAUGAUGAAAGAGGAGCGUGCCAAACGUUUGCUCCAGCGCAAGUUGGAGCGCAAGAUCGAACGCAAACUGCAGUGGGAGAAGGAUGUGGCUGAGGCAGCGGAGAAGAAGAAACAGGAGGAACUUCGCGCCAAACAAGAGGAGGAGAGAAAACGUAUGGAAGAGGAAAGAGCCAAGCGUUUGGAAGAGGAGAAGAUAAGACGCGCCAAGGAAGAAGCCAAGGAAGCUGAGCGUCGGGCCAAGCUGGACAAACAGGCUGAGAUGAUGAGGCAAAAAGAAUUGGAGGUUGAACGUAAACUGGAGGAGGAAAGAGCAAAGAACCUGGAAAGAGAAAGACCUGCGCCAACCAGUUGGAGAAAGGGUGGCCCACCUGGUCCAGCGUUGAACAAGACAAACGACGCUGGCAGUUCCUGGAGAAACAUGAGAGACGAAGCUUCCAGAGAUGGCCCACUCAAGGAAAGAGAAGAGCAUUGGAAACCCAGUGGUGAACGACGAGACUAUGGUGACAAAGAUCAACCCCGUAAAUACGAGAGAGGAUUCUCGGACAGAAGCGGUCUUGGAUCAUGGCAUCGCGGUGGAGAUGAUAAUCGUGACAUACGCCGCACAGAUUUCGGACGUGGACGCGACGACCGUGGCCCACGUGAAGACCGCGGUCCACGUGAAGAUCGCGGCCCACGUGAGGAUCGUGGCCCACGCGAUGAACGCGACAGAUUGCCAGAACGUAGAACGGAAUCACGGCCAGUUGUUGAUAACUGGCGCAGCGCGCCAAAAGAACCUGCACGACAGCCGAUUAGGGAACCGACUAAAGAGCCAGAAAAGAGAGAUAAUGCAGCACAAGAUAUUAACAGUAAAGACAUUAAGAAACAGGAGGCGGCCAACGACGGCGAUUGGCAGGAAGUAAGCCGUCGUUAAUGAAUGUAUCAUUUUACUGAAAUAUUAACCAACUUCAUCAUUAUCUGAAAUGGCAAAUUUUUACUUGUAUAUUCUUAAAAUAUUAAAAAUCAUCUAAACAAAA